Molecule: messenger RNA, 1827 nt
Organism: Drosophila montana
Lineage: Eukaryota; Metazoa; Arthropoda; Insecta; Diptera; Drosophilidae
Product: synaptic vesicle glycoprotein 2B
Exons: 9
Coding region: 88-1635 (515 amino acids)
Biological process (GO): transmembrane transport
Cellular component (GO): membrane
Molecular function (GO): transmembrane transporter activity
Source: RefSeq, a predicted model, not a curated record
ACGACCGCAUCGCGCUGUAACAGUAACACUUUAAAGCAAGUUUGGUAAUGAUAGUUCAUUUGUUCAUAAGUUAAUACCAUCUUAAUAAUGCCUACGCGUGUCGACCAACAAGACAGUGAAGCAAAACCUGCCGAUGCUAUUGAAAAAACCAUGAGUGCAGGUCAUGAAUAUGAAGAAGUACUUGAAUUGAUCGGAUUUGGGCGUGUGCAGUGGACUAUUCUGGUUGCAUCAGGUCUAUUACUAAUGAUGGUAAUAAAUGAGACAAUGGGUAUGUCAUAUAUUACAAUUGUAUCUCAGUGUGAAUUCGGAACAAAUUCAGUGGACAAGUCCAUCAUGAGUGCAGCGAGUUUUAUCGGAAUAUUUUGCUCUUCAUAUUUCUGGGGUUAUCUUAGUGAUUCAAUUGGACGUAAGCCAGUAUUAAUAUAUACCACAUUUGUUGGAAAUCUCCUGUCGUUAAUUUCAAUAUUAAUUCAGAAUUUCUGGAUUUAUGUGGUUGCACGAUUUUUAGUCGGAUUUUUUAUAGCAGGUGCAUCUUCCACUACAUAUGCAUAUCUUGGGGAAUUUUUUACCGUACGUCAUCGACCGAUAGUAAUAAAUUAUGCAAGUUUUUUUGUCGGCAUAUCUACAAUUUAUGUACCUGCUGUAGCGUGGCUUGUAAUGUCAAUGAACUGGAGUGUAGGUCUCACUGAAAGUUUUUCAUUCCGUCCUUGGCGAUUGUUGACAGUGUUUUAUCUACUUCCUGGAGUGGUAGGAACGAUAAUAUUGUUUAAAAUGCCUGACAGUCCUAAAAUUUUAUUAUCGAUUGGAAAAAUUGAUGAUGCGUUUGCCGCAGUAGAGUGGAUCGCUUUACAAAAUGUUGGCAAACGUCUUCAAGAAUUGAAUGUUGAUAAAAUAAAAUAUGAUGUAUUCACUGACAGAGAAAAUGUACCGAGUGUUUCCUACUCACCAAUGGUCUCUUUCAAAAAAAUGUGGCAAGAAACCGUACCACUACUAAGAAGCCCGCAUUUAAGAAACUUUAGCAUAAGCUGUACUGUUAUGUGUGGUCUCUUCUUUAGUUCAUCGGGUAUGGGCUUGUGGUAUCCAGAAAUACUAAAUCGUUUGGGAUCGUCUAUUGCUGACGACGCUAUGACCGUUUGUGAUGUCAUCGAUGCUUCAGUUAAUCAGUCAAAACUAAACCAAACAACAACUAUUUGCGUUGAUGAAAUAAAUACUAAGAGCUAUAUUGAUACGAUUACCUACGGUACAGCCUUAACUAUGGGAUAUAUUUUAAUGGGCUUUGUUAUUAAUCAGAUUGGGCGCAAAGCAGCAAUUACAAUGGGUUUGGCAAUAGCUGCUGGUUGUGCAAUUUCAUUAGUGUGGAUAAAAAACGAAGUUAUCAUUAUAAUUUGCUUUUGCUUGUACCUGGUAUUACCAGGCUUGUGUGUAUCGGUUUUAAGUGGUGCCGUGGUAGAUCUAGUCCCCACAAAAUUAAGAGGCAAAGCGGUUUGCAUCUGCUUGAUGCUGGGGCGCAUGGGAAGCGUUUUUGGCAGCAACAUCAUUGGAAUUCUUCUCGAGACGUACUGCCAUGUAACAUUCGAAGUAUUUUCUGGAUUUAUUUUGGUCUGUGCAUUUUUGUCCUAUCUCUUACCAAUGUAAAGGAUAACACGGUUAUUAAAUCAGAACUUAGCAUACGAAGAUUUCCUGAUGGAUUUAAAGAAUAAAUUAUUUAUAAGAUGUAUCGUUUGUAAGAAAUAAAAUGUAGAAAAAUGGUGCGUGGAAUUCCCUUACUUUAGUAUGACCAAAGGGUUUCGAAAUGGCAAUAAAUGAAAUACUGGUAAAUAAUAUUAA